Trichobilharzia szidati is the source of this 495-nucleotide messenger RNA. The record is from the annotation of a GenBank genome assembly. Lineage: Eukaryota; Metazoa; Platyhelminthes; Trematoda; Strigeidida; Schistosomatidae.
AUGCUACUUAUCAAUAAAGUGCUAACUUUGUGGACAAUAUGCUGCAUACUCUUAUUUUCACAGACUUCACAGUCCAAUGGGAUUAUAAUCAACAAUUGGUUGAUUGUAUUGAUACCAAUGUGCUUUGUGGAUUUUAUUCUACUCAUCACAAGUCUACUGUUCAUGUCUGGAAGACCUCCUCAAAUAUUCGGUGAUUAUGAUGCGGGGAGCAAACUCAAUCGAACAUUGAUAGUGAGUUUUAUGCUGUGGAAAUUGGCUGGACAGACUGUUGUUUGCUUGUAUUUGGAGGGAUAUGUAGAUGGUUCAUCUUACAAUGGAUUUCGACAGUUACAACCAGGAGAUCCACCUGCGAGACAUCGCCUUGUUUUCUCAGUGUUUCCUUUAUGGACUACCAUGCUCAUGUGUUUAUUAGCCGUGUGUAGUCAAAUUGUAAAUAGCCGAAGUACAACAAUUUGGGCGUUUUGUACGAAUGAACAAGCAAGUGAAUGUCAUUAA